UUUGGAUUGCGGUGCUUCGACAUUGAUCCGGCCAUCGACCAAACAACCGGCAAAUCAGAUUCCAUCUCGCCACUGUCUGCCAUCCUGUCGCCACUUCCGCAAAGCUUGGUCCUGGAUGGUGGAUGGACAGUCCCAUCGCCAGCAACGUCACCUACCGCGCCGGCUAUAAAAAGUGUGCCUCCAUCGGCGGCGCUUCGUGGGCUUGGUGGCUGCUUCGUUUCGUCACCACCUAACCCGCUACUCUUCGCUAUGCAGGUUAGUGUUCCGCAAUCUCUCUUCACCAAGAAGAGCAGUAAUUACUUUUUGCUGCAGCUACCGAGCCCACGUUGCUGCUGUAUAACUGUUGUUGAAUGCGUCCGUGCCGUGAGAUUGUUAUUGUUGCUUGUAUCGGGAGACAUUGAGUCAAAUCCGGGCCCUGAUGCUGUUCUCGCUGAACUGCAAAAGCUUUCCGCGGGCCAGUCAACCCUCUUAAAUGAAGUGCAGGGACUCAAAAGCCAACUACUAACAACAGAACACGCCCUAUCCGACCUAGCUAAGCGAAUCGCUGAUAUGGAAAAACAUUACCAAGCUCUGCUACCCCUAAAAGCCGAACUUGAACUAAUUAAAAAAAACAGCGUUCAAGCAGUGCGCAAGACAGAUGACCUUGAGGCACGUUUGGAUGACGCAGACAACAGGUCACGGCGUAACAAUUUAAUUUUUUAUGGUGUACCAGAUGCCAAUCCCUCAGAAUCGUAUGCACAAUCUGAGCAACUUAUCAUUCGCCAUUGCCAUGACCACUUAGGCAUAGAUAUAAACCCUAAAGAUAUUGAUCGUGUCCAUCGCUUGGGCCGCCAUUCAGGCAGCAGAUGUAGGCCAAUAAUUGCGAAGUUCACUUUCUACAAGACAAAACAAGAAAUACUUUCAAACGGACGUAAGCUGAGAGGAACGACAUACAGUAUUGGAGAGGAUUUCUCGCGUCGUGUUCAAAAUGCCAGAAGGCAGUUGGUCGAGUUUGCAAGGCAGAAGUCCUCUCCGUUUUCGUUACGCUAUAAAACACUACACAUCGGCUCGAAACGCUACUCGUUCAAUGAAACCACAAAAACAGUACAAGAAAUUCAAUAGCAAUCAAGUCGACGUCAUACUGUAACCGCCAAUUCUCACCCUAAAUUAAAAACCAAACUUUCUUUUUCUGUAAUUUUCACGAACGCUCGAAGUUUUAUGCCUAAACGUGAUCACCUGUCUCAUCUUGUCAAGUCAUCAGAUAGCAGUAUUCUCAUAUUAACAGAAACGUGGUUAACAAAUGACGUCACCGACGCGGAAGUGCUCGCCGAUCUACCGGGUUUCAAUGCUUAUCGGAAAGACCGCGAAAGUGCUCGCGG
Molecule: messenger RNA, 1358 nt
Organism: Rhipicephalus sanguineus (brown dog tick)
Lineage: Eukaryota; Metazoa; Arthropoda; Arachnida; Ixodida; Ixodidae
Exons: 1
Coding region: 250-1101 (283 amino acids)
Source: RefSeq, a predicted model, not a curated record